AUGGGACAUAUGGAGACUGUCAAGGACUCUGUCAACACUGACAUAUCUCCUUACUACAUACCUCAUCACUUCGUGCUUCGACAAAAGGCUGUCACUACGCAGCUGCGUGUUGUUUUCGAUGCCUCGUGCAAAACGACAUCAGGUCGUUCUCUCAACGACAAUCUCCUUACAGGACAGAAGCUUCAACAAGACAUAUCGGAAGAAUACCGCCUGUGCACGGUGACUUUCGGCGUUGCCUCUGCGCCAUUCUUGGCCUUACGGACAAUUCGUCAAUUAGCGAUUGAUGAAGCCAACGCAUUCCCACUUGCUUCGCAGGUGCUUCUCAACGAUGUCUUCGUUGACGAUGUCGUUACCGGUUCUGACAACCUAGAUGAUGCUCUCGCUCUUCAGCGUCAACUUACGUCUAUUUGCAAAGCGGGAACGUUCGAACUCCGCAAAUGGACUAGCAAUAGCUCCGAUUUCUUAUCGCAUGUUUUUAACAAUGACGAGACUUAUGACGACUCUCUCAUACUUUCAGCUCUUGACACUGACAAGUCUGUCAAGGUACUUGGACUCAAGUGGAAUUCUAAAUCGGAUAGUUUUACCUACCAGACAGAUACGCCUUCGCGUAAAUGUACAAAGCGUAUCAUGCUUGCAGAAAUUGCUAAGAUUUACGAUCCUCUAGGUUUUCUUAGUCCUAUAACUCUGUUUGCUAAACAUUUAAUUCAACUUCUGUGGGUAUCCGGUGUAGGAUGGGACGACGCUCCUCCACAAGGAAUCUGCGAUUUGUGGUAUCAGUUUCUUGAUGAACUUCCACUGCUACAAAACAUAGCGUUACCUCGUCAUGUUCUUCCAAGCACGCACAACGUGCAGCUUCACGGCUUUUCCGACGCCUCAGAAAAGGCGUACUCAGCCUGCGUCUACAUUCGCGUCAUAGAUGCUGAUGGUUGCAUCACGUCUCAUCUUCUUCUUGGCAAGACCAAGGUUGCGCCUUUGAAACGCCUUUCAAUCCCACGCUUAGAAUUAUGUGGUGCUCUGCUUUUAUCAAAACUGAUAAAAAAGGUAAUUACGGCUUACAGCUCAUAUUUAACUUUCGACGAAAUCUUCGCUUGGUGCGAUUCGUCAAUCACACUUGCUUGGUUGCGCUCAUCUCCUGACAAGUGGCGAACUUACGUUUGUAACCGCAUCGCGGAAACUACGAGUAACGUACCUGCUGCACAGUGGCACCAUGUACGCUCUGCUGACAACCCGGCGGACCCUGCGUCCCGAGGUGUUCUACCGUCUCGCUUGGACCAUCAACAAUGGUUCCAUGGACCCUCCUGGCUCUCUAAACCGCAGCCCGAAUGGCCUAUAUCUCACGUCAAUUGUCAUACUGACGAAGAACGUCGCAAACACACUCUCGUCACUCAGAAGAGUGAACCCACUCUCGAGUUCAUCGAGCGAUUCUCUUCGCUGCCCAAGAUGCUGCGCAUCAUGACUUUACAGUGCAUACUUGCACAAACUUACUGGAUUCUCUGCGCUCGCGACGCAGUCCGUAUGCGCACACGCCGCUGCGUGCGUUGCUUCCGCGCGCGACCGGUCGCUCGACAGCCGCCGAUGGCCCCACUACCGGCCGCCCGAGGAUCUGUAGUUGUGUUGAUCGACAACACGCUGCCGCCGCUGCAGUGGCGCCUGGCGCGCGUGCAGCAGCUGCACCCGGGCUCUGACGGUGUUACUCGCGUCGUGACUGUGCGCACCGGUAAUACCCACUUCAACCACCAGUACUCCAACAAUCCUACAUACGUAUACAUAUAA
Molecule: messenger RNA, 1773 nt
Organism: Pectinophora gossypiella (pink bollworm)
Lineage: Eukaryota; Metazoa; Arthropoda; Insecta; Lepidoptera; Gelechiidae
Exons: 5
Coding region: 1-1773 (590 amino acids)
Source: RefSeq, a predicted model, not a curated record